CGUCGAGAGAUUCUUGACAGGUUUGAUGAAAUCUUGAUUGAAAAGUAUCCCUUGGAGAGCAAUGAUGGCUCUCACUGAACUCCCACAUGGAGGGGAUGGAUUUUGCAACGUGAAGGCCACUCAUUCGAUCUCGUCACGCCAAAUUCAGUGGAAUCUUGGAGGUAGAAGGAUUGCCUGAUUAUUCGGUUGAUUUCGUCAGCCAUGUCGUGGCAGAGUUACAUCGACGAGCACUUGAUGUGCGAUGUGGACAGCGCUCGUCUCACUUCCGCAGCUAUCAUUGGCCUCGACGGCAAUGUUUGGGCUCGGAGCAAUUCCUUCCCUCAGCUCAACCCCGAGGAAAUCGCAAACAUUGUCAAGGAAUUCGACGAGCCCGGAUUUCUUGCCCCGACUGGAUUGUUCAUUGGAGGUGCAAAGUACAUGGUCAUUCAAGGAGAGCCCGGCGCCGUCAUCCGUGGCAAGAAGGGAUCGGGCGGUGUGACGUUAAAGAAAACAGGGCAGGCUGUGAUAUUCGGGAUCUACAAUGAGCCGAUGGCGCCGGGACAGUGCAACAUGGUGGUGGAGAAGCUGGGAGACUACCUAAUAGAUCAGGGGCUGUAGAAUAUAUAUAUAUAUAUCCGCCAUUGUUGCCUGGUAUGGUUUGUGUUUUGUGCUUUUUGCAGGGACGACUGGAGACAAUAAUUCAUUAAAAGUUCAUGUGGGGGAUGGAGAUUGCUUUGUCCAUAGGAUUCUUUCUUUGGUUUGAUUUGAUUUGAUUUGUAAUAAUGGUUUGUGUUGGUGAUAUAUGGUCUUUGCUUAUUCUAUAAUUUUAAAUUUUUU
Molecule: messenger RNA, 816 nt
Organism: Andrographis paniculata
Lineage: Eukaryota; Viridiplantae; Streptophyta; Magnoliopsida; Lamiales; Acanthaceae
Product: profilin-A-like
Exons: 4
Coding region: 202-597 (131 amino acids)
Cellular component (GO): cell cortex
Molecular function (GO): actin monomer binding
Source: RefSeq, a predicted model, not a curated record